Messenger RNA from Cooperia oncophora, 480 nucleotides. The record is from the annotation of a GenBank genome assembly. NCBI's taxonomy places the organism in Eukaryota, Metazoa, Nematoda, Chromadorea, Rhabditida, Trichostrongylidae.
AUGACCAUCAUGUUGAAACCGAAGGAUUUUCGACACAAUUACACUUGCGUCUAUUUCGAUUCAGCCGAAGGAGGCUGGUCGACACGAGGGUUACGCCGAAUCGAUACCAACUAUCACGGACGUUUGUUACAAUGCGAAGCGAACACAUGGUGCGUGCUUUUCACUCUGUACCGGCGGUACGUUUUGCGAUUUUGUUCACUCCCUUCAGAUGGUCAGCUGAGUGUUCUCUUUAGGAGAGUAUUUCUUUGCAACGACGAUGAUGCGAUGCGAGAUUCUGGGCGUGCUGUUGCCUACGGUAACUACGUUCAUCUCGAUGAUAUGCUCCAUCUUCUUGCUUUUCAUGGCAGCUGUGCAAAAGAACCAAUCGGUCGAUCUAGCUCUACUAAUUUACUUAUUCUUUGUGUUCAUGAUUCUUGUGGUACAUCUUGUGAUGCUUGUCGCACCGCAGGUAAACGAAAAGUUACUUUGAAAAUUCCUUGA